AUGUUGCCAGAAGAACAAGAAGAACACAAAACCUAUCUUCUUAAAAGAAAGCACUACCUCAUGAAGAUCAUUGAUGAAAGCUCCUCAGAUCUGUCAGUAGCUGACAAAGUAAUAAUUCAAUCUUCAUGUUUUGUUCAAUUUCUGUCCAAAGCUGAGAAGACGACUGUGCCAUCAGACGACCCACCAUCUGAUGAUGUUAUAAUUGUUGAUGAGCUAAUACCUACCCCAGAGCAGAGAGCUCUUGCUGGCUUUCUCAAGCUGCCUUCAACAUUCUUCUGCUAUAAGAAUAAGCCUGGAUACGUACCUGAAGAGGAUGAAGACGAAGACUAUGAAGACUAUGAAACAGCUGUUAAGAAACUUAAUGGAAGACUGUAUUCCAGUGAUCAAAAAGGGAAAUGGAAAUUGCAAGUAGGCAUCACAGGCAAGACUGCACUGGAAAGUGAACAUGCUAUUACUACUUUGGAAAAUCAACCAACCCCUGGGGAGAAGGCUACAGGACAAACUCUCCAGGUUCCUUCUACAUCUGCCUCGGGCAUUAACAGUAAUGCUGAAGAUGGGAGGCCGGAAGACACUCAGACGGAAGUUAAAAUUCAAAACAUGAAACUCCUGCAACAAGAGGAAGCUCUAAAGGAGAGAGAAGCAUCUCUGGAUAAACUGAAAGAGUUAAAUGAUGAGAUUCUACAGAAGAAGUACUUGAACGAACAAAUCAGGACAGUAGAGGCUCGUUUCAGCUAUCUUGAAGUAAGCUUUUCUCUUAUCUGUACCUGCUUCCUUCUUCGGUAG
Molecule: messenger RNA, 783 nt
Organism: Numida meleagris (helmeted guineafowl)
Lineage: Eukaryota; Metazoa; Chordata; Aves; Galliformes; Numididae
Product: E3 SUMO-protein ligase RanBP2-like
Exons: 6
Coding region: 1-783 (260 amino acids)
Source: RefSeq, a predicted model, not a curated record